UUACUGAUGAAGGUUGGUGGGUAAAGCGGCCUGUGCUCCACUCAGCCAGUUGGCCAUGGAGCUCCACCGGGUUGCGCUGCUCACGGUCUCCCUGCUCACACUGGUCGCACACGAGUGUUUGUGCAGGAAUGAGGAGGAGCGUCUGAUCAACCACCUGUUCAAAGAGAAAAAAUACAACAAGGAGUUAAGGCCCGUCCAGAAGCAGCAGGAUGUCGUUGACGUUUAUCUGGCCCUCACGCUCUCCAACCUCAUCUCUCUGAAAGAAGUUGAUGAGACGCUGUUGACAAACGUGUGGAUCGAUCAUACAUGGACCGACUACAGGCUGUCCUGGAACGCCUCGGAGUUCGACGGCAUUGAGAUGCUUCGCCUGCCGCCCAGCAUGGUCUGGCUACCAGAGAUCGUUCUGGAAAACAAGUAAAAUGAUUCAUUCAUUCAGUUUCAUGUUACAGUAGAUUCU
Cyprinodon variegatus (sheepshead minnow) is the source of this 457-nucleotide messenger RNA. Its product is annotated as acetylcholine receptor subunit delta-like. Gene Ontology annotation, biological process: chemical synaptic transmission; signal transduction; monoatomic ion transmembrane transport. The transcript has 4 exons. Gene Ontology annotation, cellular component: synapse; neuron projection; postsynaptic membrane. Lineage: Eukaryota; Metazoa; Chordata; Actinopteri; Cyprinodontiformes; Cyprinodontidae. The record is from RefSeq and is a predicted model, not a curated record. Gene Ontology annotation, molecular function: transmembrane signaling receptor activity; acetylcholine-gated monoatomic cation-selective channel activity. The coding region runs from base 56 to 418 and encodes 120 amino acids.